CAGAGCGGUUGGCGUCCUUCCAAGGUUUGGCACAUUCUUUUUUCUGGGCCAAUUCUCUAUUCCUCAGAGAGGAGAAGUGUGUUUUUAGAAAAGGGUCCUCACAGUAUCCUUCUUGUGAAAGAAUUAUUAAAGAGCCCUACGAUGUGUCCUAGUUUUCUGAUUAGAACUCUGUAACAGGACUGGCCGAAUUCACCAGAGGUGCCGCAUGUAAUCCGUGAUACAAAUUCACUCUCUUCCAGUCCUUUUUUUCUGCACUUUUUCGACUCACCUUUUAAGAUGUGCAGCAAGGCUGUGAUACCUUGUGCUUCUUUCAAUUCUAAAAACCUAAAACCAGUUGGUUGUUGAUAAGAGGGGCAUAGGAGUCCAUGUUCUUUCCUAGAGGCCUUAGGUUUGACUCAAAAUGAAGAAGUUUCUAAAGAAUCGGAAAGGCAGAUAUUCUAAGCGACAGAGCUCAUCUGGGUCUGGGUCAGCAGUCAAAGAUUUCUUUCUUGCGAUGCCAGCGUCGAACCAGGGCUGGCCGGAGGAGUUUGGUUUCCGAAUCAUUGGGUGUGGGCCCUGUUAUAUCCUGUAUGUGGAGGAUGGGAGCAGCGCACACAUUGCGGGUCUCCAACCUGGGGACCAGAUCCUGGAGAUCGAGGGGCAGAACGUCUCCUCCAUGAACGCAGAAACUCUGACCAGCAUGGCGUGGAAAUGCAAGAAUGUGCCACCCAGCAUCGGUGUGGUCUCGCGAAUCGAACAGGUGGACAUCUCGCCUGGGACAGAUGGCCGUUUCGGGUUCACCAUCGUGGGAGACAGCCCCCUGCUGGUGGAGGACUGCCUACCGAACUCUCCGGCGGCUGAGUGCGGGCUCAAGGCCGGCGAUUACGUGAUGGAGGUGAACGGGAUCCCGGUGAAGCAGCACGAGAUCGCAGCCACCAUGAUCAAGGCCUCGCACGGGAGCACUCUGCGGCUGGGUGUACUGUGUGUGGGGAGGAGACAGAAGAGAGCGAGCAGCAGCAUUCAAGACCACGACCACAGCUGUGACGGAGUCCACCAGGACCGCAAACACAAAGCCCUGGAGUUCAACAACAAGAUUGAGGAGGUACUUGGAGACCAGCCCGAGGUGAAGGAGAAGCUGUUUACUGUGUUGAAGCAGUAUGCAGCUGAGCGCAAGGUAGACUACCUGGCCUACGCCCUUCCCAUGAUCCUCACUGAAGACCUCCACCACCAACUCAUUGACAGCAUCAGGAUCUUCAUCCCCAAGAAGCACCGGCAGCGGUUCGAUGAGGUGGUGUCUCAAAGCCUGAUCAACCGGAUCUGCCGGAGGAAGAGCUUCACCGAGCAGAGCCAGAACCGCCUGCGUCGCAGCCGCAGCGAGGACCACCAUGAGCGGCUACUGGUGUCCACCCGGGCCAGCUCCGUGCCGCGCUCCGGAGAGGAAAACACUGCUGGCAAGGGCUUGAGGAAGACCGCCUCCCUCGUCGCAGGCAGCUCGGGGGCCUCAGGGAACUGCAGGACGGUGCGUGUAUACAAAGGCAACAAGAGUUUUGGAUUUACAUUACGGGGACAUGCUCCAGUCUGGAUUGAUUCUGUCAUUCCAGGUAGCCCAGCUGAGAAAGCUGGCCUCAAACCUAGAGACCGCAUAUUGUUUCUUAAUGGACUUGACAUGAGAAACUGUUCCCAUGAGAAGGUGGUGUCCAUGCUGCAGGGAAGUGGUGCCAUGCCAACCCUAGUGGUGGAAGACGGACCUGCCAACUUUGUCAUGGACCCUGAGCCUGAAGAGACCCCCGCCAGCUCCCACUCCCCUGUUCUCAGAUCCCUGCAGUGGGUGGCGGAGAUCCUACCAUCCAGCAUCAAGGUACAGGGUCGAACCUUCAGUCAGCAGCUGGAACACCUGCUCACCCACCAGGAGAGCUACACCAUCUGCAAGGCUCUGGAGGGCUUCUUCCAGCACAGGAAUGUGGACACGCUGAUUGUGGACGUGUUCCCAGUGCUGGACACUCCAGCCAAACAGGUGAUCUGGCAGUUCAUCUACCAGCUACUGACCUACGAAGAGCAGGAGCAUUGCCAGCAGAAGAUCGUGCGAUUCCUGGGGUACAAGUCUGCCAUAGCGACUGGAGAGACUGAACAGGCCCCUGUAACGCAUCGACGCAGCAGUUCAGUGCGUGUGUCAUCCAGCUGCAGGGAGAGGGGUAGCGUCCGAGCGCGCACCGCUGAGGAGGGGACAGGAAAGGGCCACAGUGACCCCGGGGAGGUGGGGAUGAGACUGGCCCCUGGAGAGAGGCAGUCUGGAGAUGGGACGUCACUUCCAGAGACACCCAACCUCAAAAACAUGUCUGCAGUGUACGCGGAGCUGGAAAGCACUUACUCAGGGAAGAGGAUGAAAUCCACUCAGAACCGGGCCUCUCCGGUGCCAGACCAACUGUCAAAGACAGUUACUGGACAGCAGCAUUCCCCCAUUGCAUUGGCUAACUCAGGCAGCAGACUGCAGCCUUCCCCCAUUGCAUUAGGGAAUCGGAAGUCGGGCCUGUCUCCAUCCUGGCAGGAGCCAGCGGCCUCUCCACAGUUUCGCGGCUACCCUCACAACCUCCCAUCCCCAGACAGCGCUGAGUCAAACCCCUAUGCCAGCCUGGACAGCCCACUGCCCUCCCCCCAGCCCCUGGAGUACACCACCACCAGCCCCCUGUCCCGCCGAAAGAAGCUUUUCACCUUCUCACGCCCCCCCCGCAGUCGCGACACAGACAAGUUCCUGGAUGCCCUGAGCGAGCAGCUUGGACACCGGGUCACCAUCGUCGACGACUUCCUGUCACCCGAGAACGACUACGAGGAGCUGAGUUUCCAGGAUGAGCAUGAGGCCAGCUUCCUCUCCCAUGACCGGGACAGUGCAAGCGAGUAUGUGAGCAGCAGCGAGGAUGGCUCCCUGACCUACUCCUCCUCCUCGGACCACAUCCCUCCUCCGCCCCAGAGCCCCCCGCCCCUGCCACCCAUCCACUUUCAUGACUCCAAGCCUGAGACACUGAACCGGGAUAUCAACAGGAGCCAUCAACCACCCCUACCACCACCACCACCACCACCGCCACCACCUCCACCACCACCACCGCUACCUCUAAGCAAGCCCAGCCUGCCCCAGAAACACCACUCCAAUCAGCUUCUUCACCCUAGUCACACCAAUCCAGCUCACCAUGUCAAUCAGUUUCUUCACCAUGGUCUCCUCAAUCCAGCUCACCACUCCAAUCAGAACCUUCUCCUUGGUCACCCCAAUCCAACUCAUCAUGCCAAUCAGUCUCUUCACCCUGGUCUCCUCAGUCCAGCUCACCACUCCAAUCAGAACCUUCUCCUUGGUCACCCCAAUCCAGUUCACCAUGCCAAUCAGUCUCUUCACCAUGGUCUCCUCAAUCAAGCUCACCAUGCCAAUAAGUCUCUUCACCCUGCUCACCCUAAUCCAGUUCACCACUCCAAUCAGAACCUUCACCCUGGUCACCCCAAUCCAGCUCACCACUCUAAUCAGAACCUUCACUCUGGUCACCCCAAUCCAGCUCACCACUCUAAUCAGACUCUUCACCCUGGUCACCCCAAUCCAGCUCACCACUCUAAUCAGAACCUUCUCCUUAGUCACCCCAAUCCAGCUCACCUAACAAAUCAGAACCUUCACCUUGCUCACUCCAAUCCAAAUCUCCACUCCAAUCACCCUAACAGUCCCAAUCAUCCUAGUCCCUCAAAUUCGACCCACCACGCCAAUCAGAUCAAUCCCACCCACCACUCCAGUCAGAGCACUCAUACCAACCACUCCAAUCCAACCCACCGCCCCAGCCAGAACAGUCACCCCAGCCAGUCCCAUCUAUCUAACCAAUCCAACCAAAUACCGCCACCUCCCCCGCCCCCUCCUCCCCCCUGCGGACCCCCACCCCUCCCUCGGGCUUUUCACCGUCGCAGCGAGUCCAGCCACAUGAGUGUCAAGCGCCUGCGGUGGGAGCAGGUGGAGAAAUCAGAAGGGACCAUCUGGGGUCAGCUUGGAGAAGACCCUGACUAUGACAAACUAAGUGACAUGGUAAAGUAUCUGGACCUGGAGUUGCACUUUGGAACACAAAAGACUGCAAUUUCUCUUCCAGAGCCAACCUUCUUACCUGAGUUUAAAAAGAAAGAUGUGGUCGAAAUUCUCUCUCGUAAAAAGGCGUAUAAUACAUCUAUCCUGAUUGCACACUUGAAGCUGUCCCCAGCUGAGCUGCGUCAGAUCCUGAUGACGAUGGUCAAUGACCGCCUGGAGCCGUCACACAUCAAGCAGCUGCUGCUGUACGCCCCUGAUGAAGAGGAGGUCAAGCAGUACCAGCAGUACACGCAGGACCCCAGCAAGCUCAGUGAGCCAGAUCAGUUUGUUAUGCAGAUGCUGUCGGUGUCAGAGUAUAAAACCCGGCUGCGAAGUCUUCACUGUAAGACAACUCUACAAGAGAAGACUGAGGAGAUGAAGGCUGGGUAUGAGUGUAUCUACAACGCCUCACUGGAACUGAAGAACAGCAAGAAACUCGCCAAGAUACUGGAGUUUGUGUUGGCAAUGGGAAACUAUCUCAACAAUGGACAGCCCAAGACAAAUAAAACCACAGGAUUUAAAAUCAAUUUUCUCACAGAGCUUAGUACCACAAAAACAGUAGAUGGGAAAUCAACAUUUCUGCACAUUCUUGCCAAAUCACUGGGCCAACACUUUCCUGAACUUCUGGGAUUUGCCAAGGACCUAACCACAGUGCCCCUUGCUGCCAAAGUUAACCAUAGAACAAUCACAUCUGAUCUUAAUGACCUUCAUACCACCAUACAAGACAUCCGGACUGCCUGCCAGAAAAUGCCUGCGACUUCCGACGACAGGUUUUCCACUGUAAUGAGCGGGUUUCUGGAGAACACCCACCCUGCUAUCCAGUCCCUGGACUCACUGCAGCAGCGAGCAAUAGAUGAGUUCAGCAAAGUGGCCUCCUUCUUCGGGGAAGACAGCACAGCUACCACAACAGAGGCCUUCUUUGGCAUUUUUGCAGAAUUCAUCAGCAAGUUUGAGAGGGCUUUCGGCGAGAUGAGAGCCACAGAGAACCAGCGCAGUCCAAGAAUGAGCUCCCCGCUAGCCUGGUGAUGUCUUUGAAACACCAACACAUUAUUGCCAAAAGAAGUGCAUUUUUCUGAAGAAAAGAACGAUCUCAGCUCCUUUGCCAAAAAGCAAAAAAAUAAGACUGUGGCUGUAAAAUGUAUAAAGAACAGGACUAAGGUAGAAGCUUACAGAUGGAAGCAAAUAUUGUAUAUUGCAUUAUAUUAAGAACAAGUCAUUUAAUCAACACAGUGAAUUUAAAUACUUUGUGACGAGAGACUGUACAUGAAGUGUUUACAAAACGGUGCAAAUCUGUGGUGACACUUGGGCACCAGACACCCUCUACCCCAGACUAAUACAAACAGUACUGUUUAAAUAAAAAUUAAACGUGGCGUAAAGAAGAUAUUGCAAGAUAACGCAGGACAAAAUAAACAGUACAAAUCUAAUCAAUAAUUAAAUGAUUUGUCAUGCAAAACGAAAACAGUGGAAAUACAGAAGCACUUUGAUCCUAAAGUUUUAAGAAGACAACGCGACUUUAAUUUAGGUAUAGCAUAAUGAGACGGCUGAUUUGCAGUUUUGUACUUAAAUAUUUUUCAUGUAUUUAGGGGUUAUCUGUGUAAGACCCAAAUGACAUGUAAUAUCUGUCAACUACAAGUGCUCCAUGGCCACAUCUUACAGGCUAUCUUCAGCAUUAAACAUGAGAAAAACGAGACAAAUUAGACCUUGAAUCCAGCUUCGUAACCCCUUGAGACGACAACUAUGUCGGAAUCAGAUCAACAUUAUUGAGUACUUGCUGGUAGCUGCCAAUAAUUAAAAAAAAAAAAAAAAAAAACACAACAUAUAUUAUGUAAACUUAAAUAGGUUUUCUCCAUGAGAGGAUUUAUUUUAAUAUUUUUUUUGGCAUAUGAUAUCCACAUUAUGUAAAUUUUUCCUUUAGCAGCUCAAAUUGGAGGCUAGAAAUACCCUAAAAGGGGUGUUAUUGUAGCUUUACAAACCACUGUCUAGUGCUGAAACUCCAUGGAUAAACUACUUGUAUAAAUUGUGAUUUAUAAGGUUAAAUCGGUCCAUUUGUAUAAACAUAUUCAACACAAUUAUACUCACUCCAAUUUUUUUUGUACAAAACAGUAUGCUUUUUUUAAAUUAAUUAAUUAUUUAAAUACUAGUGGAAGCAGACAUAUACAGUACAGUCCAUACAGUAAGCACAUUCCUGAUCGCUUUUUCUCCCAAACAUAUUUUAAAAUCUGUUUGAGUGAGGAUACUUUAGUUUAUCUUGAAUCAAUAUAACGAGACGAUCUGUAUCAUUUAUAUGACUAAAUAACAGCUUGUUCUAAUCGUCAUUUAUUGUUAGAAAGCUGUACAAAAAACGCUAUAUAUGUAUUGCUGUUAACUGUUUCCUGUAAUUUCUACAUAACAUUAUUUUUAUGUGGCUAAUUAGACAACCAUGUAAAGAUGCUCUGUGAAGAAGAGAUGUUGCUUCUUUGGUUUUAUUCAGUGUUUUAGAUUUACUUCUGUGGUUUACAUAACAGAAAUAUUCAGAGAAAUACUUCAAGUAUGUAUUUCUGACUUCUCUAGCCCUCUAGAGUUUGAAAAAGCUUAUACUUUUAGUAAGAGAGGUCACAAUGCUGCAAGAAUUAAGGGGAGCAAUUUCCUUUUUCUUUUUACAUUACAUUUUCAUACUUGCUACCAGCAAUGACAUAAUUUUUAUUAAGCUACUAAAAUGUGUCACGUUUGAAUAUAUUCAUAUUUAUUUGCAUCACGUUAUAUAAGAUGAAUAAAUAAAUAAACAGAAAGUUUCUCAUAAUUGAUCAUUAAGAAUACAAUCUCAAGAAAUUAAGGGUCUCAUUUGUAUUUACAGUUAGCCUCUUCUGAGUUAGGUAACAAUUAUACUGUGGGUUGUAGGUAGGCUUGUUUUCUUAUUUUUUUCUUUUAAAUUUACAUUGUACUGCAAGUCCCUAAAGAGCCAAGCAAGUCUAUGGGAAGAUUUAGCCUUCUGCUGAAUUUGACUCCUGGACAAGAUGAGUGAACUCAGAUGAGUCAUUCUCUUAAUAGAUAGAUUUGUUUACUUUCAGCUAUAGUACAGUACAUGAGCAGGUAUGGAUAUUUCAUGAAUGGCCUGAAUGAAAUUAAAUUGUAUGGUACUGCUAUAGCUAUACUUUACAAUGGCUGUGUCACUGGUAUAACUGAAUCUAGGUCAAUGUGUUGAUGUUUACCUCAUAUUAAUUCAAUAUCAAUGAAACAUGAGUUUGUACAGAUGAGUUUAUUACAAAUAUACUAUCUCUGCUUCUUUGAGCACAAUAUAGUAUGGAAUUCAAGAAAAUAAACAGGCAAAAAAUAGACUUUAGUGGGCUAGAGAAUAUUAAGACAGCUAUUGCUGCUUCUGCAGUAUUACUAUUAUGAUGUAUUUAUUAAUCAGAGAAUUGUGUGUGCAUGUGUAAAAUAUUAGGUCAAUAGAUUAUUAUUCCUAUUUAUUAAUUAAUUUAUUUUUAUUUUUCUGUUAAUAUUUUCAGCUGCUCUGCAUCUGCUUCUGUUUCAAACCCGAAUCAUGCAUGUUGCAGCUUGUGGCAUGCAGAAGAUUCAUUGUUUUGUAUGGUGUACAGCAAUGUUAGACGCUGACAAUAAAAAAUCUUUAUGGAGCCUAACAUUACACAAGGCCUUGUGUCAUUUUCUGUUGGGUGCAUUUUACGAUUUGUGGAUCACAAAUGUAAUCAUUCUGUACAUACAAUAAUAGCUCAAUUGAUGCAUUUGUUUUCCCAUAACUUCCCAUCACGUGAUUAUUAUUGUUAUAGAUAGUAUUAUUAUGAAGAAAAUGCAAUCCAAUUGAAGAUAUUCAUACAUGGUAGGUAUGCUUAGACAUGGCAUCUACUUUUCAGGGAUUUUUGUGCCCAUAUGUGAAGAUUAGGUGACUUUCUUUAAGAAAAAAAUAAAUGAGUACAUUGGAAGUUAUUUAGUCUGGUCAACUUUUGUUUGACCUGUAUUUUAAUUAGGUAAAUGGUCAUAGGAAGCAUAGAUAAUUAAGUCAGCCAUUGACCACGCUGGCACAUGACAGCAGCCCAUAGACUUUUUAGUGUGGGUUAUCCAAAUUAUAUUUGAAGUAUAUCUCCUGUUUAAUUUCAAGUCAAAUGCCUCCUUAAUAAACAAAUCUGCAGUUUCACGAAAACAACUUUUCUCCCCUCAACGCCUGUAUGUAUGUUUUUUUGUUUUUUGUUUUUUUUUAGUUAAACACAUACAGUUUUCUGUCCACAUAUGUUUACACUGCAGACGUAUGGAGUUUGACUCUAGUUGAUGAUGCAGAGUAAACACCUUCUGCCUAUUGCAGUUUCAAGGCAUGAUCCUGCAGCUUUUUACUGGGCUUUGAACUGCAUUAAGGAAUCUAUACCUCUUCAAUGACAUUGGAGAUCACAGCACUGGAACAUUCAGGAUUAUGAGGCUGCAAAGAUGUAUGAAGAGCAAUGAAGGCAAAGUAACUUAAUUCUCAACAGAAAGCAAGACCAGAGAUAAUUCCAUUCAUUUCCUAGCAAGUUUCUUGCUUCUUAUACCUUGAGUUGGUUGAGUGCAUGUGUAUUAUUUUAGUUGCAUCAUUUCCAUUUCCUUUUUUUAUUUAUUAAAAUAUGAAUCCAGUAUACACAACUGAGAUAAUGCAUCUUGUUUGCAAUAAGGUUCCUUGUAGCAUCAUAGGCGUAUACACAGUAUGGAAAUCUUUCUGUCCAAUGUCUCUCGGGCAACAGAAAAGAUUCCUGCUUGGAUGCAGUUUAUUAAGCCUGGUCUUGAUGUAUGAAUGAUUGUGUCUUCAUCUAUUCCCUAGCGGGCAGAGCACCGGUUUGGUUUCUACAGUAGCUGAAUUGUAAUAUCCUGUGGUCAUGGAGGCCAGUACCCAGUCACCCACCUCUGCCACUGCAGGCACUGCGGGAGCCUUUCCACAGCAAUCACUGGAGGCUGUUGACAUUGUGGUGCUAGUCCUGUACUUUGUAUUUGUUCUGGCAGUUGGCCUUUGAGUAAUAUCAUUUCCUUUGAAACAAUGGGCCAGAUUUGGGAAAGGAAAACUAGCAACUCAGAAAGUUCAUUUAAGGCAUUAAAGUUAUGGAUAUUUGUUACCAGUUUUCUAACGUUAGCAGUUGGAUAUAUGAGAUAAUGAGGGAGUCAGGCUGGCUUAUUGAGGAAACCAUUCUAGAGCAGGCACUCUUAAACUGGGGGUCAGGACCCUCUGAGCGGUCACAGAAAGGUUACCAGUGAUUGGGUUGCCAGCCAGCCACAUCACAAGCAGAGCAACUCAUUGUUUAUUUAAUAUACGUGCUCAGUCAAACACAUUGAAUCAUUUCACAGAGUUAUGUUAUGAAAGUCCUUAUGAUUAAGAAUAAUAUAAAUAUUCUUAAAGUUAGAAAUUUAAAAACAGAUGUAUUUCUAUGAUAGGAGAACUGCUAGGCUAGGGGUUAGCCAGCCUACCUUGUUGAACAUUUCUCUACAACACUCUUGAAUAAAUAAAUAAAAAGUUUUUUUAACAGUAUUUAUUUGAGCUAAGUUUUUUAUUCAAGCUUAAUUCUCAAUUAUUUAAGGGAAGUUCAGGGAGCUGAUUGGCUGAUGAAGGUGGAGUUAAAAUGUUUUAAAGGGGUCAUUUGUUUCAGUUAAAUAUGGGGAAUUGUAUAUAUCGGAAGAGGGUUUAUUUAUUCAUUUAUUUAUUUAUUUAUUUAUUGAUUGAUUGAUUGAUUGAUUGAUUGAUUUAUUGAUUUAUUGAUUGUAGGUAAUCAGGCUUCUUUCCUGUUAAAUUCAAUUACCAUCAUUCACUCUGUGGCUUUGUGCAGAACAAGUGUGAUUGCAAUGGCUCCUCUGACUUUAAGCACUACAGACCAGGACAUUCCGAUGUGACAUGUGUCUAAAGGACCCAAAUUACCUGCCAUAUUGAAACACUACACGUGUAUCACAAAGGCUUUAAGUGGCAGUUAGAAUGCUGGAAUAUCUUGGUCAUUAAAUUAUUGUUUCUUCUCUUUUUUUCCCAUGUGAUCUUUACUGUAUAUCAGGCACAUAACAUUAUCUGUUUGGACUAUAGUUCUACAUUUAUGCAGCAGUGUGGAGUAGUGGUUAGGGCUCUGGACUCUUGACUGAAGGGUCAUGGUUUCAAUCCCAGGUGGGGAACACUGCUGCUGUACUCUUGAGCAAGGUACUUUACCUAGAUUGCUCCAGUAAAAACCCAACUGUAUAAAUGGGUAAUUGUAUGUCAAAAAUAAUGUAAUUGUAUCUAAAAAAU
Messenger RNA from Acipenser ruthenus (sterlet), 10280 nucleotides. Its product is annotated as delphilin-like. The coding region runs from base 401 to 5089 and encodes 1562 amino acids. The record is from RefSeq and is a predicted model, not a curated record. Gene Ontology annotation, molecular function: protein binding. Lineage: Eukaryota; Metazoa; Chordata; Actinopteri; Acipenseriformes; Acipenseridae. The transcript is spliced from 24 exons.